Humulus lupulus (European hop) is the source of this 1863-nucleotide messenger RNA. RefSeq lists its product as uncharacterized. The transcript is spliced from 4 exons. Bases 1 to 1863 code for a protein of 620 amino acids. The record is from RefSeq and is a predicted model, not a curated record. NCBI's taxonomy places the organism in Eukaryota, Viridiplantae, Streptophyta, Magnoliopsida, Rosales, Cannabaceae.
AUGAAUGAUGGGUUUACUAUGGUGAAAUUCAGAGAUGAGGCAACAAGAGAUCUUGUGUUGGAGUCAGGGGUGGUGCAUUUUGAUAGGAAACCAAUGGUUCUACGACCUUGGACCACUGAUGUUGAGUCUCUGAAAUCCAUCAAAUCAGUCCCUAUCUGGAUUAGGCUGCCCGACCUUGGGUUGCAAUAUUGGGGAGUGAAUUGUCUGAGUGCCCUAGUUAUCACAAUAGGAAAACCCAUUAUGAUUGACAAGAUUACUCAAAAUCGUUCUAUGAUUAAGUUUGCUAGAAUCUUAGUUGAGAUGGAGAUUGCCGAUACCCUGCCGAAAUUCAUAAGUUAUUUUAAUGAGAAUGGGCAAAUCGCUGAACAAAUGAUUGAGUAUGAAUGGCUCCCUACUAAGUGCUCAAAUUGCAAGAAAGUGGGUCACUCUGUGUCGUCUUGCAAGUUUGUUUCUCAGCCUGUUUGGCGGAAGAAAGAGGGGAAGCAAGUGGAAGGAAAUAGUGAAGGUGUGAAUAAGGACCAAGUUGAGGUUGAGAUGGCAGCUGGCCAACUAGAGGAUGCAUCUGAUACUGUUCAGAUUGUUUCGCCUGGAGCUGGGGUUCCUUCCAGCUCAUCUCAGCCAGUUGAAGCCCAGGUUACUUCUAUUCCAGUAGGUGAUAACUGGAUUUCCCCGAAAACAACUAGAAUUAAGAAGCAAGGUGUUCAAGUCCAGGUUAAACAAACCAAAAACAAAUUUAGUGUUCUUCAGGAGGGUCAGAAACCAGCUAAUUUAGUUCCAACUCAGUUGAAUAAAGUUGGGCUUGGUGCUUUUCUUGAAACAAAAAUCAGGGGAAUUAAAUUGACGGAGGUUAUGAACGCUAUGUUUUAUGGGUGGGAGUACUACAGUAGUAAUAUUGUGGAAGGUAGAAUUCUGGAGAGUGAUCAACUUUUACACUGUCAAGUUCGGAUACAUAAUCAAAAGGUUUUCUGUAUUACUUUUGUUUAUGGUUCAAAUAAUUUGGAAAUGAGGAGAUCCUUAUGGAUGGAUUUGGAGCACUUAUCGAAGCCUAGUAAUGCUUGGUUGGUUCUUGGUGAUUUCAAUGCAACUUUUAGUCUGAAUGAUAGAAUGGGGGGUCGUCCGAUCACUGACAAAGAAAUGGAAGAUGCUAGACAUUGGCUUGAUCUUGGAUUGGUGGAAGAAAUGAAGACUAUGGGGCCGUUUUAUACCUGGUCCAAUAACCAAGAAGGUGGGGAUCGUAUCUUUUCCAAAUUGGAUAGGGUGUCCGCUAAUGAGACUUGGAUGGAUGAGCAUCCCUUAGCUUCGGUAGGGGUUCAGUGGGAGUUUAGAGAAGUUUUCCUUAAAAACUGGAAUCAACCUCUUAGCUUUCCUGGAAGGGGAUUAGACCAUAUUAGUUGGAAGUUACUUCGGCUUAAACAUACGUUGAAGAGCUUUAACUGGAAGAUUAUGGGGGACGUGGUGAGUAACUAUGAGAGAAGCAAACUUGCUUAUCAACAAGCUCAUUCUAUCUGCCUUGCUGAUCCUUCCAACAGAGAGGUUAGUAAUAAUGAUAGAAUGGCUUAUCUGGAGUUUAAGAGACAUGAGAAGUUAUAUGCUAGCUAUAUUUCCCAAAAGAGUAAAAUUGAUUGGUUAAGGUUUGGGGAUUCCAAUUCUUCUUUUUUUCAUUCCAGUCUGAAGAAAAGAAAAUUAGCUAAUAGAGUGGUUUCCUAUGUUUCGGCUGAUGGGAAGAUAGUAGAUGAUUAUGAUAAGGUUUCGGCUCACUUUCUGAAUCACUUCAGAAAUUUUUUGGGAUCAACCAGUGCAGCUUCAGGCAAUAUAGAUUUUCAAGCUAUUGGGCAGGAUUCUGUUCUGAGCAGUGAGGACUAG